Messenger RNA from Carassius carassius (crucian carp), 3360 nucleotides. RefSeq names its product lissencephaly-1 homolog A-like. The transcript is spliced from 11 exons. The coding region runs from base 370 to 1602 and encodes 410 amino acids. NCBI's taxonomy places the organism in Eukaryota, Metazoa, Chordata, Actinopteri, Cypriniformes, Cyprinidae. The record is from RefSeq and is a predicted model, not a curated record. Gene Ontology annotation, cellular component: COPI vesicle coat. Gene Ontology annotation, molecular function: protein binding. Gene Ontology annotation, biological process: intra-Golgi vesicle-mediated transport; endoplasmic reticulum to Golgi vesicle-mediated transport; retrograde vesicle-mediated transport, Golgi to endoplasmic reticulum.
CCGCCUGCUGAAGUCAGCCUAUGCGCGUUCACGUGCCGUAGAUUAGAAGCGAAUGCGGCUCUGCAAGGAGGCAGACCCCGAGACUUCAGCCCCCCUUUUCAACUCGAAAAUAACACUUAUUUAGUUCCUUACCAGCGUCUUCUGAGGAAUAACAUUCAGUGCUGAAUCUGUAGGAUGCAGGGACUGUCUGGCUGGUAGAUGCCUGCAGGCUGUCAAUGUGUGGUGUUCCUGGAGACAGUCUUUAAGAAGAAGUGUUUGGGGUGAGCUGCUGACCACCCGGCAAGCCGGACCCGGUGUCCUAUCUCUGAUCUCCUGCCAAGGAGAUAGCAGUUGCUGCACACUCUACACCUGAUCCCCAUCCCCAUCACUAUGGUGCUGUCACAGAGACAACGUGAGGAGCUAAACCGAGCGAUAGCUGAUUACCUUCGUUCCAACGGAUAUGAAGAGGCAUAUUCAGUUUUCAAAAAGGAGGCGGAAUUAGACGUGAAUGAAGAAUUGGAUAAGAAGUAUGCAGGUCUUUUGGAAAAGAAAUGGACCUCUGUCAUCAGAUUACAGAAAAAGGUGAUGGAAUUAGAAUCAAAACUGAAUGAGGCAAAAGAGGAGAUUAAUAUUGGUGGGCCAAUUGGACAGAAGCGAGACCCCAAGGAAUGGAUUCCCCGUCCUCCUGAGAGAUACGCCCUGAGCGGCCACAGGAGUCCGGUCACCAGAGUCAUUUUCCAUCCUGUUUUCAGCGUCAUAGUCUCUGCCUCAGAGGAUGCAACAAUAAAGGUAUGGGACUAUGAAACGGGUGACUUUGAGCGGACCCUCAAGGGCCACACAGACUCGGUGCAGGACAUUUCCUUUGACCAUACUGGAAAGCUUCUAGCCUCCUGUUCAGCAGACAUGACUAUUAAGCUCUGGGACUUCCAGGGCUUUGAGUGUAUCAGGACCAUGCACGGGCAUGACCAUAAUGUUUCAUCUGUAGCUAUUAUGCCCAAUGGAGAUCACAUAGUUUCUGCCUCAAGGGAUAAAACCAUUAAAAUGUGGGAGGUGGCCACUGGGUACUGUGUCAAAACAUUCACCGGCCACAGAGAGUGGGUGCGCAUGGUGCGACCCAACCAAGACGGGACCCUGAUCGCCAGUAGUUCUAAUGACCAGACAGUGCGCGUUUGGGUGGUGGCCACAAAAGAAUGCAAGGCGGAGCUGCGUGAGCAUGAGCAUGUUGUGGAGUGCAUUUCUUGGGCCCCUGAAAGUGCCCAUCCCACCAUCUUAGAGGCGACUGGCUCGGAGACCAAGAAGAGCGGGAAACCUGGUCCUUUCCUGUUGUCUGGUUCCAGAGACAAGACUAUCAAGAUGUGGGAUGUGAGCACUGGCAUGUGCCUUAUGACACUGGUUGGCCAUGAUAACUGGGUGCGUGGAGUUCUUGUGCACCCUGGAGGAAAGUUCAUUGUGAGCUGUGCCGAUGACAAGACUUUGAGGAUCUGGGACUACAAAAACAAGCGCUGCAUGAAGACCUUGAGUGCCCAUGAACAUUUUGUUACCUCUCUGGAUUUCCACAAGUCGGCUCCAUACGUCAUCACUGGGAGUGUAGAUCAAACAGUAAAAGUGUGGGAGUGUCGCUGAUCAUACCCGCAGGACCCUUCACAACACAUCCUGCUCCCCUCCACCCCCCGGACCCAUUCCACUUCCCCCUCAGCUUCCUCCUGCUCUUCUGGAUGCACUCGAUCACCACGUUUAUCACCCACUGAGCUCCAGUUCAAUAACGUGUCCUUUUAUGUAAAUUAUUCUGGAUGUAGAUCGAGCUAUUAAAUGAAAAAAAAAAAGUAUUCUUGCAUGGUGAAUCCAAAACUGUAUACUGUAAAUUUACAUAAUGUUGUCUAGAAGUACCAUAGGUUUAACACAGGCUGAUCUUUCACUCAGCCUGACCUACUGAAGACAGAAGCUGACUGGGUUAAAUGUAGGGCACUAAACUGAUAAUUUAAUGACAGUGUCUGAUUUAUUUUGUCAAUAUUUUUUUAUUUUAUUAAGUUUUUUUUUUUUCUUCCACUGUCUUAGUCUGUUUGUGCCUAGCUUGGAGACCUUUCAAGGGGCAAAGGCUACAGAACCAACCUAUAAUGCUGAGGUGGAGACUAGAUCUGAUCGUCUAUGGGGCUUGUUAUCGGAGUUAUUCUGUAGCUUUUUUACAUCACUUCUGGAGUGUACUUACCAUUCUCUUCUUGUGGAUUUAGAUAACAUUUAAUGGUUGCAUCUAAGAAAGUUUCAUGUGUUUUUGUAUGGAAAACUUUGGGGAAUAAAUCUUUGUACGCUUGUCGUGACACGUCCUACUGAGAAAUACAAUCCCAGAGACAUGACUUUCCACUGUAAGAGAGAAUUGUGCUUAAUUAUAGGAGUGAAUUUGUACGAAACUCCUGCAUCCAAAAAGCCAUGCUGAAUAGUGGGCGGCAAGAGUAUUUAUUUUUCUUUUUUGCCCUGUAUCAGAGAUAGCUUUAGUUAAGAUUUUGAUUUUGACCUCAGUGGUCAGUUGAGUGUCAUUUAGGAGCACUUCAAACUUACAAGCACCAUAACCAUUGCCUUUACGAAGCACUUGAUUUGGCCCUUGACGUUUGUUGUUAAAGUCACAUUCUAAUGAAGACAUACUGAUUAUUCCUUUGUUGUUUAAUGAUCUUGUUGCCCCUAUAGCAGUUGCACUGAGAUUUGAGUACACAAAAGACAUUUGAUGCAGAAAUUUCAACCUUCAGUUUGGACCUUUGGUGCAAAGCAUGACAAGGGCUCAAAGUUUCCUCUCAUCAGGGGGAUGUGCAAAAAUCUGUCCUAAAAGAAUGGGUGCAAAGAUUUCCAUGGUGAAAAAAAAUGGAACGAUGAGCUUAUGAUUAAAUAAAUCUACACUCAAUACUGUAGGAAGCUCAGUCUUAUAAUAAACCAGCGAGUUGUGGAGCUAGAAAACUAAUGAUAUGCCUGCUCUCUCUGUGGAGAGCCUUAAUGGUGACUCCAAUUGUAAAGGGAUCUUCAAACUGCACCACAGCUGCAUAUCCCUAAAAUAACCACAGGUGCUCAAGCCAUUACUGUGGUAUGGCGAGUGGCACAUUCUCUGAUAUAGCUCUUAAUAAAUUUACAAAUAAAUACACAAUGGGAAAUGAUUUGAUAAAACCUUAAACAUGGAGAUAAACCAUUCCAUAUCUUUUAAGGAGAAAAUAUGCCUUUUGUCUUUGUGCAAAGACAAAUGAAAUUCUGUUAAAUUGCACAUCCCUGCUAUUGUUCGAUCUUUGGUCAAAUCAGACUGAAGGUUUAUAUGAUGUAAGACUUCAAAAUGCAUAAACCGAUAUAAUUUUAAUUAGCCUUUUCAUUCCAAUGCAAUUAUAUAAUAAAGAAUUCACUGCUUAA